GCCAUUUUUGUUUUGAUCUCUUGCACCAAAAGCUCGUCUUUUUGUUGAAUUUUAUUAAAGGCAUGAAAAAUAGCUAUCUCAACAAUUUUCUUCAUACAAUUCAUUGCUAAAUCGAUACAGUGACUGUUUCUAAGUUGUUUUAUGUGGCCAAAAGUGAGCACUGAAGAUCUCUCAAUUGUUUUUAGUUGAUUGUGUUUUUUUGUUGUUGUUGUAGUUCUGACUCGCAACACCCUAAAUGCCUUGGUGGCUCUCUUAAGAUUGUUAUUAUGAUACAAAAGUAGCAGAUUCAGCCUCCCAAAAGGCAUCAAAUUAAGAUGCACUAUCUAGAAGUUUUGGGAUUGCUUCUUGCACUACACACAGUAGUAGCGUGGGACAAAAAUCAAAUAUAUGUGCCACAUGCCAAAGGAGCCCCAUUGACAGUCAGUCAAUUUACAACAAACACAACAGAUCAUCUCAAACUCCUCCACAGUCAGCCUGGGAGUCAAUCAGUGCUUGUUGGUGGGCGCAAUGCGCUCUAUAAUAUCAGUGUAACCGAUGGGGGCGCUCUUGGACUCAGUGGAAGCAUACAAUGGGGCUCAACAGAUGCCCACAGAGAGCUAUGUUUACUCAAAGGAAAACAACAUAGUGACUGUCAGAACUAUAUCAGAAUCUAUGCUCAAGUUAAUACUCAAAAGGCAUUGAUAUGCGGAACAAAUUCCUACAAACCAAUGUGCAGGCACUUCAAUUUGCCACUGGAUGGCGCUGGCGGAGGUGACAAUGAAGAGGCUCAGGGCCGUUGUCCCUACAGCCCUACUCACAGUUCAGCCUAUACCUUUGUCGAUGGUCAUCUGUUUACGGGCACCGUAGCUGAUUUCUCGGAGAGUGAUGCCCUGAUCUAUCGUGAACACCAACGCACCGAACAGUAUGAUCUUAAGCAACUCAAUCAACCGGCCUUUGUCAGAGCAACAGCCUACAGUGACUACGUCUUCUUUGUAUUCCGGGAGAUUUCUAUGGAAUUCAUGAAUUGUGGCAAGGCCGUCUAUUCACGCAUCGGCAGGGUGUGCCGGACCGAUAGAGGAGGUCCGGGUAUUUUUAUUGAUCGUUGGACAUCAUUCCUCAAAGCCAGGAUCAAUUGUAGUCUUCCUGGGGAUUAUCCAUUCUACUUUGACAAUGUCAUUGCAAUGACUGAUAUUGUCAAUGUUGAGGGUGAAGAUGUUAUAUAUGGUGUGUUUAGAACACCAGAAAAUUCCAUAGAGGGCAGUGCUAUCUGCGCUUUUCGCAUGGUAGACAUCAUUGAGGCAUUUGAAGGACCUUUCAAGGCACAGAAGGACUCAAGAUCCAGUUGGUUGCCUGUGUUUCCGAAUACCCUACCGACGGACCCGAGACCUGGCCAAUGUGUUGAGGAUUCACGAACUUUGCCUAGUUCUACAGUGAAUUUUGUGAAGAAUCAUCCAUUGAUGGAACGAGCAGUUCCAGCAAUGAAUGGAGAACCAUUACUAGUGACAACAGGUCGACAGCUGGAGAGUGUAGUUGUAGUGCAGCAAGUAGGUCCCAAUGGGAGGAAUUAUAGUGUUCUAUUUGCUGGUACAAGGGAUGGAAGUCUUCUAAAGUUCUAUACUGAAGUUGUUGAUGGAACUGUGAAGACGACGAUUGUGGCUGAAUGGCAGAUUUUGCCACGGAGGCAGGUAGUGAGCGAAUUAACAGUAGUUGGGGAUCAGUGGAUAGUAGCAGUUAGUGGUGGAAUGAUGGUGAGUGUAAGGGUUGAGGAUUGUGGCAAUUGGACAAGCUGUGGAGCUUGUCUGACGGCCAGGGAUCCAAUGUGUGGAUGGAAUGAGGGAUCGAGAGCAUGUGAGAAGGUUAGUGGAAUGUAUGAUGGUGGUAGGACGUUGCUACAUGCGAUGGAUGAUGAGGAAAUUGUUAGGAGUAUCUGUCCGGAUGAUAAUUGGAUUGAGGAGAGGGUUGUAACACGUGGAACCGUUAGUAAUGUUGGUAGGGAACCUGAAACGGACUAUUUGGUGCAUCAACAUAAGAAUACAUCUUGCCCCAAUGGAGGUCCUGAUGUUAUUCUAGCUGGUGCCUAUUCGGCUCAAACAAUGGCAAUAGCCCUUGUGGCUGUUGCUGCUGUUGCCGUAGCUGUAGGGGCACUUGUAGGGAUUGUAGUGGGACAUAGAUGUAGAUUAGAGUGCCCUCUGGCUACUGGACCACUCGAACACCAUCGCAAUCAACUAACGUGGUCCGCUAAAUCACGUCAUUUAGCUCACAGUAAAGAUGUCAAUCUACUUAUGAAUGCCAAUCAUCUCUAUUCUCCACCAUCACCACACAGCGCCAUCUUUGGACCGCACGAUACACCACAACCACCAAGGAAGGUUGACAAUUUAGGUUUGGUGGAUCUCGAGGGUAUGGAUGGUAAGGAUAGGAGGCAUGAGAGUAAAAAUAGUACAGAAAGUCUCGAGAAGGACCCAAAUAAUUUCAAAACUGAUACAUUGAAAAAGGUUAAGAAGACGUACAUUUGAUGUGGGAAUUGACAGAGGUAUGUUUUCCUAAAUGGAAGUCGAAGAGAACUAUUUGGUCUGGUUUCUGUUCUUCAAUUUUCUUUUGUUAACGAAAGUUUCGAUCUUUGAUUGUAGUGGUACUGUUGAACCUAGUGGAAAUGAAAAGAAUAAGUCCGUCCUGAUGAAGACUCUUCUAAGCUAAAAAAUUCAGGCUGAUCUUCGGAAAUAUUUAACCUGUAAAAUUUGACAAUAAAGGAUUAGCUAAAGGAAAACUGUGCAAAAGACCUCUCUAAUCGAUAAUCUUACUGAUAAAUUUCCAGGCUAAAUAUUCUCGGGGAUCAGUCUGAGCCUAUCAGAGCCCUAACGAUAGCAAUGAAUACUCAUUUGGUGUGUUGAGUCUGAGAGGUCUGAGAAGUGCUUUGGCGACUACUGGCACUAUAGCUAGUCUCCGCUAUGGGACGGUAAACGUCCGAAACAUUAUCCCGAAAAGCGUGUUCGAAUUUCGAAUCAGCUCCUAAGUCGAUCAUCACUAGUAAAGAUAUGAGGAAGUAAGAUUUGUAGCUGUAGGCCUUUCGGAAUACGCAAUUUAAGAGUCUGACCAAGACCACUCCAGAACCUUUCAGUACACGAUUUGUAGCGUACUUGCUACAAGAUAUUAUCAACUUCAAGGCAUUAAAGCAAUCUUUAGAAUAACUUUUUAAAUCAUUAAUCGCUAGCUGAGGAAUGGCCAUCAUCAGAUGAGUUUCUGACCGUUGUUCUUUUAAUUGUUUUGAUGCUCAGAAGAUCCUAUUCAGGAUCGACACAAUCAAAAUUGCAGAACAGAAACCAAACCAGAAUUCUCUCUUUGACUUCCACUGUAUCCCAUGUCGGAAUCCAACAGUAUAUUUCCCUGAAUUUUCUAAAUGACUAUUCAAAGACAGACACCCUCCAUAUUGUCGUGAUAUUUGAGGCAUGAAACACGCUAAUACAUCCCUCAAUUCUGAGAUUAAUCUCUAGGCCUGGAAUCUUGGAAUUGGGCCUUUAAGAACUGAAUUGUAUUCUCCAUUGAAGAUGUUUAAUUUUAAAUUGUAAAAUUUCUUUUUGAGUCUUUUAAAUGCAAUAAAAAUAAAAAUUUUAAAAUUA
Molecule: messenger RNA, 3593 nt
Organism: Phlebotomus papatasi
Lineage: Eukaryota; Metazoa; Arthropoda; Insecta; Diptera; Psychodidae
Product: semaphorin-1A-like
Exons: 3
Coding region: 315-2492 (725 amino acids)
Biological process (GO): negative chemotaxis; negative regulation of axon extension involved in axon guidance; positive regulation of cell migration
Molecular function (GO): chemorepellent activity; semaphorin receptor binding
Source: RefSeq, a predicted model, not a curated record